AAUCCAUUCCCUUUCUCUCUGUAGAUGGGAAGAACUAUUCCCACCGCUUCAAUGGCUGCCAAAUCCACUGCCUUCUUCCUCCUCUUCCUAUUGGCCUUCCACACUCCCCUCCUCCAUGCCUCGCCCAUCAAGACUAUUGUCGUUCUUGUCAUGGAGAAUCGCUCCUUCGAUCACAUGCUUGGCUGGAUGAAGAAACUCAACCCUGAAAUCAAUGGCGUCGAUGGCUCUGAAUCCAACUUCCUCAACGCCGCUGAUCCGAAAUCUCAACAGUUCUUCUUUAAGGACCAGGCUCACUAUGUCGACCCUGACCCUGGCCACUCCUUUCAAGCCAUUCGAGAGCAGAUUUUCGGCUCCAAUGAUACCUCUGCAAAUCCCCCGCCCAUGAACGGUUUCGCUCAGCAGGCUUUCUCCAUGGAUAAUACCUCAGCUAUGUCUGCCGAUGUGAUGAAUGGAUUUCAGCCCGAUAAGGUGGCCGUUUAUAAAGCUCUCGUCUCUGAGUUUGCGGUUUUCGACAGGUGGUUCGCGUCUGUACCGGCUUCGACGCAGCCAAAUCGGCUCUACGUUCACUCAGGGACCUCUGCUGGAGCCACCAGCAAUGUUGCAUCACUCCUUGCCAAAGGCUAUCCACAGCGAACGAUUUUCGAGAAUGUCUAUGAUGCCGGAUUGUCCUUCGGAAUCUACUACCAGAACGUUCCGUCCACGAUGUUCUACCGGAAUCUACGGAAACUGAAAUACCUGAACAAAUUUCACCUGUUUGGUCAGUUCAAGCGGGACGCAAGUGAGGGGAAAUUGCCGAACUACGUGGUGUUGGAGCCACGGUACUUUGAUCUGCCGCUGGAGCCGGGGAACGAUGAUCAUCCAUCGCACGAUGUGUACCAAGGACAGAUGUUCGUGAAGGAGGUUUACGAGACGCUCAGAGCAUCGCCGCAGUGGAAUGAAACUCUAUUCAUCAUCACCUACGACGAGCACGGCGGAUACUACGACCACGUUCCGACGCCGGUCAACGUCCCUAGCCCCGACGGAAUCGUCGGACAGGAGCCAUUUCUUUUCAAUUUUGAUCGGCUUGGAGUUCGAGUUCCUACCAUCAUGAUCUCGCCGUGGAUAGAGAAGGGCAUCGUUGUUCAUGGCCCUAAUGGAUCACCCUCUCCAACAUCUGAGUAUGAACACUCCUCCAUUCCCGCCACCGUCAAGAACAUCUUCAACCUCCCAUCUCCCUUCCUCACCAAGAGGGAUGAGUGGGCCGGAUCCUUCGACUUCAUCGUCCAAAACCUCACCUCCCCGAGAACCGACUGUCCCGAACAACUUCCAACGCCGGUGAAAAUCAGGGACAGCCUCGCGAACGAAUCAGCCAAGCUUUCUGAGUUUCAGCAAGAGCUCAUGCAGCUGGCUGCAGUUUUGAAAGGAGAGCAUAUCCUCAGUAGUUACCCAGAAACCUUUGGAAAGGAUAUGACUGUGAAGGAAGGUAGGGAGUAUAUAAGGGAGGCCGUAAAGAGAUUCUUCGAGGCAGGGCGUUUAGCUAAGGAAAUGGGAGUUGAUGAAGACCAAAUUCUCCAAAUGAAACCAUCUCUUUCUACAAGAUCCUCACCAACACCUACACAAUUGCCUUAAUAAUAAUAGAUGUCAAAAAUGAUACAA
This is a messenger RNA of Cucurbita moschata (crookneck pumpkin), 1635 nucleotides long. RefSeq names its product non-specific phospholipase C2. NCBI's taxonomy places the organism in Eukaryota, Viridiplantae, Streptophyta, Magnoliopsida, Cucurbitales, Cucurbitaceae. Gene Ontology annotation, molecular function: hydrolase activity, acting on ester bonds. The coding region runs from base 25 to 1608 and encodes 527 amino acids. The record is from RefSeq and is a predicted model, not a curated record. The transcript is spliced from 4 exons. Gene Ontology annotation, biological process: phospholipid catabolic process.